UGAUGCAUGUUUCGAAGUACAAAACAAAGGCAUUGCAUUGUUAACAUGAUUUGUCAACCUUUCUAAAUUUAACCAGUAAUCUCUUCGCCCAAAAAAAUGCUUUCACAUCGCAAAUAUAACAUUCCUUCUUCAUUUUGAUCUCUUUUUUCUUCUUCUUUCCCUGCAAACGUAACCAUGUUGAUGUCCCCAAAAUACAUAGAACGAAGGUAUAUGAAAAAUGAAUAGAUAAAUUUUUGUAUAUCAACAAAGAAGAUGAAGGGGUUAUUCAAAUCAAAACCAAGGACGCCGGUGGAGGUGGUCCAUCAAACACGAGAACUUCUCAUCUAUGCCGAUAAGAAUAUGGAAACUCGUGAACGCAAACGCGAGGAAAAGAUGUCAGAGCUGAGUAAAUUAAUCUUAGAGAUGAGGACAGUUCUAUUUGGAAAUGGUCAAAAUGAGCCAAAUUCUGAUGCUUGUGCACAACUAACACAGGAGUUCUUCAAAGAGAACACAUUUCACCUUCUCAUUAUUUGUCUCCCAAAACUUGAUUUAGGGACGCGUCAAAACGCCACUCAUGUGAUAGCAAAUUUGCAAAGACAACGUGUUAAUGGCCGAAUGACUGCUUCUGAGUUCAUGGAAAAUAAUUUGGAUUUCAUGGAUAUUUUGUUGCCUGGUUAUCUAGACGGUGACAUUGCUCUAACCUAUGGUGCAAUUUCAAGGGAGUGCAUACGCCAUCAAUCUGUGGCUAGAUAUGUCUUGGAAUCAGAGCACAUGAAGAAAUUUUUUAAUUAUAUACAGAUUCCUAAUUUUGACAUAGCAUCUGAUGCUCAAGCAACUUUUAAAGAGCUUUUAACUAGGCACAAAUCUACUGUAGCUGAAUUUCUUUCUAAAAACUAUGACUGGUUUUUUCAAGAAUACAAUUCUCAGUUGUUGGAAUCUACCAAUUAUAUAACCAGAAGACAUGCUGUCAAGUUGCUGGGAGAUAUGUUGCUUGAACGCUCAAAUUCUGCUGUGAUGAUACGCUAUGUGAGCUCACUGGAUAACAUGAGAAUCUUGAUGAACCUUUUCAGGGACUCAAAGAAGACCAUACAACUGGAAACCUUUCAUGUUUUCAAGUUAUUUAUUGCAAAUCAAAGUAAGCCUCCUGAAAUCAUUAGUGUACUUGUUACAAAUAAAAGCAAGCUUCUUCGAUUUUUUGGUGACUUCAACAUUGAUAAAGAUGAUGAACAAUUUGAAGCAGACAAAGCUGAAGUCAUAAGAGAAAUUGCCACUCUUGAAAUUAGAGAUCAUUCUUGCGCAGACUCAGAGGAUUCUGAGAUUGAACCUUAAUUGCUUUGAUGUUUUGUUUACUAUACUCCUACACCAGUACAUAUUUAUAACAUUUAGCAUUUAGUUUCUGUUUACCGAUGUUGUUGUAUCCACAUGAAACUGUAAACUUAUCUAAGUUUUACCAAAAUGAUGGUUUUGUAUAGAUAGAAAA
Messenger RNA from Hevea brasiliensis (rubber tree), 1459 nucleotides. RefSeq names its product putative MO25-like protein At5g47540. Lineage: Eukaryota; Viridiplantae; Streptophyta; Magnoliopsida; Malpighiales; Euphorbiaceae. The record is from RefSeq and is a predicted model, not a curated record. Gene Ontology annotation, molecular function: protein serine/threonine kinase activator activity. Gene Ontology annotation, biological process: intracellular signal transduction. Bases 253 to 1308 code for a protein of 351 amino acids. The transcript has 11 exons.